Messenger RNA from Malus domestica (apple), 3064 nucleotides. Its product is annotated as probable LRR receptor-like serine/threonine-protein kinase At5g48740. NCBI's taxonomy places the organism in Eukaryota, Viridiplantae, Streptophyta, Magnoliopsida, Rosales, Rosaceae. Gene Ontology annotation, biological process: protein phosphorylation. Gene Ontology annotation, molecular function: protein kinase activity; ATP binding; protein binding. The record is from RefSeq and is a predicted model, not a curated record.
UCUUCACUCUGUUUACCCCUUUUGUUUCCUAGAUAAGUAUUUUGGGCUUCUCUGGUUUCUGAAGAUAGCAAACUUUCGUGGUUCCGAAUUCAUGGACCUCCAUUGUUUCUGGGUUGGCAUCUGUCUGUUCUUUGGCUUUUCGCUAGUUGCCUUAUGUGACCAAGAUGGUUUCUUGAGCUUAACUUGCGGUGGAACUGCCGAUUACACCGAUUCAUCUUCAAUCUCAUGGAUUCCAGACAGUGCAUACAUCACCACAGGCAACACAACCAGUGUUGAUUACAUUGAAGGAACCUCCUCAUCUAGUGUCCCGGUUCGGUACUUCCCAAUUUCCCAAGGCCGGAAAUGUUACAAGCUACCAGUCACCAAUGUGUCAUCUUUGGUUCUUGUGAGAGCUCAGUUUGUAUAUAAAAACUAUGACGGGCAUCGAAGGCCCCCGUCAUUCUCCGUCUCUCUUGGGACAGCCAUUGUUAGUACUAUAGAUCUCCUAAAAAAUGAUCCGUGGACAGAAGAGUUCGUUUGGCCAGUUGACAAGGACAUGGUGUCGUUCUGUUUGCACGAAAUUGCAGGUAGAGGAGCUCCUGUAAUUUCUACACUUGAAGUUAGGCCACUUCCUCAAGAAGCUUACACAAGUGGCAUGGAAGAUUUCCCUAACAAGUCACUUAGGAAAAACUACCGGAUAAAUUGCGGUUACACGAAUGGAACUUUGAGGUAUCCUUUGGAUCCGUAUGAUCGGAUAUGGGAUGCUGAUCAAAGCUUUUCGCCAUUUCAUACGUCCACCGAGUUCAAGACUCAGCUUAGCUUCAAUUUUUCUGCUUUGAAGGAGGCUCCCCCUGCUGCCAUUCUCCAAACAGCAAGAGUUUUGGCGCGAAGGACCAUGUUGACAUAUACCUUUCCUCUUGAUACCCUGGCAGACUACUACAUUGUCCUCUAUUUUGCUGGGAUUCUUCCUGUUUUUCCUUCGUUCGAUAUCUUAAUCAACGGUGCUGUUGUGCAGUCAAACUAUACCAUCAGAAGCUCAGAAGUUAGAACACUAUAUUUUAAACAGAGAGGAAUAAUGAGCUUGAACGUCACACUGAAGACCAUCAGCUUCUAUCCUCAAGUCAACGCAAUCGAGGUGUAUGAAAUUCUCGAUGUUCCAGAGGAAGCCUCCUCCACUACAGUAUCAGCUCUUCAGGUUAUCCAACAGUCUACCGGUUUAGAUUUGGGGUGGCAAGAUGAUCCUUGCUCUCCUAAAUCAUGGGAUCAAAUUGGAUGCGAAGGAAACAUAGUCACAUCACUGGAGCUUCCGGGAAUCAGUUUGAGGUCGAUUAGUGCAGCCAUCGGCGAUUUGCUUGAUCUUAAAACAUUGGAUCUGCAUAACACAUCACUUGCUGGUGAAAUACAGAAUUUGGGCAGCUUGACACGCCUCGAGAAAUUGAAUCUGAGCUUCAAUCGGCUAACAUCCUUCGGUACUGAGUUGGAGAACUUGGUUAGCCUCCAAAUUCUGGACUUGCAAAAUAAUACUUUGCAGGGAAUCGUUCCAGACAGCUUGGGAGAGUUAGAAGAACUUCACUUAUUGAACCUGGAAAACAACAAACUACAAGGCACUCUUCCGCUGUCCUUGAACCGAGAAAGUUUGGAAAUCAGGACAUCUGGAAAUUUAUGCCUCUCUUUUUCGACAAUGUCAUGCAAUGAUCCUUCAUCCAACUCUUCAAUUGAGGCACCACAAGUUACACUCUUUCCCCGAAAGAAACACACUGAACACAGCCGUGUAGCAAUUAUACUUGGCGCAAUUGGAGGAGCCUUACUUGCACUUGCGAUAUUUGUCUUCCUUCUAGUAUUCUUGCACGUGAAGAAAAGGAGAACUGAAAUGACUUGCGCGGCAAGGGCGGUGGCGGAUAUGCGAAACUGGAAUGCUGCAAGAGUUUUUACCUACAAAGAAAUCAAGGCAGCUACAAACAAGUUUAAGGAGGUUCUAGGCCGGGGUAGUUUCGGUUGUGUUUACCUUGGAAAGCUUUCGGAUGGAAAAAUGGUGGCUGUGAAAGUACGAUUCGAUAAAAGCCAACUCGGGGCAGAUUCUUUUAUCAACGAGGUGCGUCUCUUGUCGGGAAUUAGCCAUCAAAAUCUUGUAGGCUUGGAAGGAUUCUGUCAUGAAGCAAAGCAGCAAAUACUUGUUUAUGAGUAUCUUCCUGGCGGAUCGUUGGCUAACCAUCUUUAUGGUCCAAAGAGUAAAAAAGUUUCAAUGAGUUGGGUUCGCCGGCUGAAAAUUGCUGUCGAUGCUGCAAAAGGAUUGGACUAUCUACACAACGGGAAUGAGCCGCGAGUCAUACACCGUGAUGUGAAAUGCAGUAACAUCCUUCUGGACAAGGAGAUGAAUGCUAAGGUUUGUGAUUUUGGCCUUUCUAAGCAAGUAAUGCAAGCGGAAGCAACUCAUGUGACCACUAUCGUUAAGGGCACUGCCGGCUAUAUUGACCCUGAAUAUUACUCAACCCAGCAGCUUACUGAGAAAAGUGAUGUCUAUAGCUUUGGAGUUGUUCUUCUGGAGCUGAUAUGCGGGAGAGAACCAUUGAGUCACUCUGGAACUCCAGACUCCUUUAACCUGGUGUUAUGGGCCAAGCCUUACUUACAGGCAGGUGCAUAUGAGAUAGUGGAUGAGAGCCUGCAGGGCACAUUUGAUGUCGAAAGCAUGAGAAAGGCAGCAUUAGUUGCUAUAAAAUCUGUGGAGAGAGAUGCAUCGCAAAGGCCAACCAUAGCAGAGGUUUUGGCCGAGCUCAAAGAAGCCUUCAGCAUUCAGCUUUCGUAUCUCGCAUCCCGUGACAUGUGAACUCGAAUUUUGCGACUUCUGUGAUCAAAUUACUUCAUAUAAGAGAGCUAUUAAGUUAUUUUGUAUAGUUCUACCCUAUAUAGUUAAUUUAUCCUUAAAAAUGCAACUGUAUUUCUUCUGUUAUUUAAAGCUUUUUAUGGUAAGGUGAAGGAGCGGACUGUAAAAAAACGUUUGGUAUGAUAAUUUAUAUCUAGGAUUGUGUCAAAAAUCAAUAUUUUGUAUUGGAUAUUACUCCAAAAAUAUUCACAGUAAUUUCUCUUC